AUGGAUGCACGGAUCGACGACGAAGACGUCGACGUUUUGAACCCUUUCUUCACCGUCAGUCCUCCUCACUCUUCUUCUCCUUACUCUCACAAUUUCGCAUUCUCCCCUCCCGACGAUCUUUUCACUUCCCCCGCUGGCGCCGCCGUCUACUCCGAUCCUCAGCCGCGCAAUUUGAACCUCCUCGACGACGAUGACGCCGUCUUCACUUCGGUUUCGCAGAAUUACCCAGCUGCCCCGCGGGUAUUUGACCGGUUCGACUCCUCUUCGGCCUCCGACGACGACGACGAGAAUGAUGAAUUCUACGCCUCCGAUGCCGCUCAGAAGAGGCUGGAAUACAUGAUGGAUUAUCUUAACAACAAGCUAUGCAACGAUGACGUUAUUGGAAGUAGCCGGGCUGUUCAGGCUGAGCAAAGUCAACCUCUGCCGGAGUUUAUUGCCGAAGGCGGUGGCACGGGGAUUUUCAAAGUCCCAGUGCGUUCAGCGGUGUACCCAGACCGGCCUCCGAGCUUGGAGGUGAGGCCGCAUCCUUUGAGGGAGAGGCAAAUUGGGAGGUUUUUGAGGACUAUUGUGUGCGUGGAUGAUGGGAGGCAAAUGUGGGCUGGGUCCGAGUGUGGUCUUCGGGUUUGGGAUUUGGACAAUAUCUAUGGUGCUGGUGCUGGUAGCGGUGGUGUGGAGGAUGGAGAGCAGGAAUAUGACCAGGUGGAAGAGGAGGAGGGGUGUGAGGGGUUUGUGGAGGAGGAUACAGUGCCCUAUGUUGAGUCUGUAAGGACUGCUGGAACACUCUGUGUUGUUGGGGACGAUGGGAAUAGGGUGGUUUGGAGUGGACAUAAGGAUGGAAAAAUAAGGUGUUGGAAAAUGGAUGAGACUAAUAAGUGCGGAAAGUGCUUUAGUGAAGUCAUCUCGUGGCAGGCGCAUCGAGGCCCUGUUCUUAGCAUGGUGAUGACUGCUCAUGGAGAUCUGUGGACUGGGUUUGAAGGUGGUGUGAUAAAGAUAUGGCCUUGGGAAGCUAUUGAGAAAUCUCUUUCUCUAAAAUUAGAGGAAAGGCACAUGGCUUCUUUAUCACUAGAGAGGUCAUAUGUUGAUCUGAGGAGCCAAGUCAGUCUGAAUGGAACCGGCAAUAGUAUAUUUACCAAUGAUAUCAAGUUUAUGCUGUCUGAUCACUCCAGAGCAAAUGUAUGGGCCGCUGGCCAUCUUUCGUUUGCAAUAUGGGAUUCUCGUACAAGAGAGUUACUGAAAAUUUUCAACAUAGAUGGCCAAAUGGACAACACGUCUGUAAUGCAAGAUUCAAUCAUGGAAGAAGAUUUAAAAUUGAAGUUCGUCACAGGUUUAAGAAAGGACAAGCCGCAAAAUUCCUUCAGUUUCUUUCAGCGCUCACGCAAUGCUAUUUUAGGUGCUGCCGAUGCUGUGCGUCGAGCUGCAGUAAAAGGAACUUUUGGAGAUGACAAUCGAAGAACUGAAGCAUUAGUCGCAACUGUUGAUGGAAUGAUUUGGACUGGGUGUGCCAAUGGGUCACUUGUUCGGUGGGACGGAAAUGGAAACCGUUUGAAAGAUUUCCAGUACCAUUUCUUUGCUGUUCAGUCCCUUUGCACCUUUGGGUCACGUAUAGUUGUUGGGUAUUCUAGUGGUACUGUACAGGUAUUAGAUCUUGAUGGUAAUUUGAUAGGAGGAUGGGUAGCUCAUCACAGUCCUGUGAUUGACUUGGCUGUUGGGGCAGGCUAUGUUUUAAGCCUGGCUAAUCAUGGUGGUAUACGUGGUUGGAGUAUUACAUCUCCAGGACCAGUUGACAGAAUUUUGCAUGCUGAGUUAGCCAGGAAGGACUUUCUGUAUACAAGACUGGAGAACUUGAAAAUAUUGGCUGGUACAUGGAACGUCGCACAAGGAAGAGCUGCUUAUGAUUCACUAAUAUCCUGGAUUGGUGCAGCUGCUGUGGAUGUUGACAUUGUUGUCACCGGAUUGCAGGAAGUGGAGAUGGGUGCUGGCUUUCUGGCAAUGUCUGCAGCUAAAGAAACUGUUGGCCUUGAGGGCAGUGCUGUUGGGCAAUGGUGGCUUGAUAUGAUAGGGAAAACAUUGGAUGAAGGAUCAACUUUUAUGAGGGUUGGCUCAAGACAGCUAGCAGGCUUAAUUAUUGCUGUUUGGGUGAGAAAAAGUUUGAGAACUUAUGUUGGGGAUAUUGACGUUGCUGCAGUUCCUUGUGGCUUUGGGCGUGCUAUUGGUAAUAAGGGAGCUGUUGGUUUGAGGAUGAGGAUUUAUGGUCGGAUUCUCUGCUUUGUGAAUUGCCAUUUUGCUGCACACUUGGAGGCUGUUAAUCGACGAAAUGAAGAUUUUGAUUAUGUGUAUCGGACAAUGGUUUUUACUCGACCAUCUAGUUUUUCUAAUGCCUCGGCUGCAGGUAUGUCAUCUUCAGUUCAAGUGCCGCGCAAUGGUAAUGCUACAGGAAGUAACGUCGUUGAAGUGAUGCCAGAGCUAUCUGAGGCGGACAUGGUUGUAUUCCUUGGUGACUUGAAUUAUAGGCUCUAUGGUAUAUCCUAUGACGAAGCAAGGGAUUUCAUUUCUCAAAGAAGCUUCGACUGGCUUAGAGAAAGAGACCAGUUGCGAGCAGAAAUGGAAGCUGGAAAUGUGUUUCAAGGGAUGCGUGAAGCUGUUAUUAAAUUUCCACCUACAUACAAAUUCGAGAAACAUCAGGAAGGUUUAGCAGGUUAUGAUUCUGGGGAGAAGAAGCGUAUUCCUGCUUGGUGUGACAGAAUACUUUACCGCGACAGCCGGUCGCAUUCGGCAUGUACAUGCAGCUUGGACUGUCCUGUGGUGUCUUCAGUUUUGCAGUAUGAAGCUUGCAUGGAUGUAACAGACAGUGAUCACAAGCCUGUACGUUGCAUUUUUAGUGUGGAAAUUGCUCGAGUUGAUGAGUCGGUGAGGAGACAAGAGUUUGGUGAAAUCAUCCGAACUAAUGAGAAAAUUAAGAUUUUACUUGAAGAUAGGUGUAAAGUUCCUGAAGCGAUCGUGAGUACGAACAACAUAAUCCUUCAGAACGAGGACAUAUCUAUUUUGCGUGUUGCAAAUAGAUGUGGUAACAGCAAUGCACUCUUUGAAAUAAUUUGUGAAGGUCAAUCGAUCAUUAAGGCCGAUGGACAGGCAUCAGAUCAUGUUCCCAGAGGUGCAUUUGGCUUUCCGCGUUGGCUAAAGGUGAGUCCAGCGGCUGGCAUAAUCAAGCCACACCAAGUUGCGGAGAUUUCAAUUCAUCAUGAAGAGUAUCAGACAUUGGAGGAGUUUGUUGAUGGUACUCCCCAGAACUGGUGGUGUGAAGAUGCAAGAGAUAAGGAAGUAAUCUUGUUAGUUAGAAUUCGAGGCAGCUACUCAACGGAGUCCAAAAGUCAUCGAAUUCGCCUGCGCCACAGCAUUACGGGCAAGGUCGGGCCUAUGAAUCAGAAAGUUCAAAAUUCUGUGCAGCAGCCAGCCAAUGUUCUGUAUCGAUCUAACAUUCAGCGCUUCAGUGGUACUUCCGACAUUGUUGACCAACUGAAGAAUCUACAACCCUGA
Molecule: messenger RNA, 3534 nt
Organism: Oldenlandia corymbosa var. corymbosa
Lineage: Eukaryota; Viridiplantae; Streptophyta; Magnoliopsida; Gentianales; Rubiaceae
Source: the annotation of a GenBank genome assembly